CAUAGACUUUACUAGCAGCGGAGCCCUGUGCGCCGGUGCGGGAGGCGGAGCCCGCAGCUGCAGCCGGCCCGGCCCAGGGAGGGUUUCCCGUGGCUUGGCCCUCCGCCCACAGGGUGUUCUUUCCUGUGUUUGAAAAACGUCAAAGAAACGCUUUCUAUGCUGCUCUGUGUGCCUGAAAACCCCACUGAUCAGCCAGGGCUAGGGGAAGAGCACAGUUCCCUGGGUCCUUGUCUCCUCCUCCAGGAUGCUGAGGGCAGCCCUGUGUGCUGUCUUUCUCUUACGUGCCCUGCCAUCAUUGGCCAAGGAGUCCCAAGGGCAUGUCUCCGUGGUCUUGCUGGGAGCCACAGGAGACCUGGCCAAGAAGUACUUGUGGGAGGGGCUGUUCCACCUCUACCUGGACCAGGUGAGCAGUGGCCACAGCUUCACUUUCCAUGGGGCUGCGCUGAUGGCACAUGAGCCAGGGCAGAGGCUGAUGUUUGAGGUGCUGAAGAAGCUGGCCUGCCCGUCGGAUGUGUCCCCCGACAGGUGCGCUGUGGUCAAGGACCAGUUCCUCAAGCUGAGCCGGUAUCACCAGCUGAAGACGUCCGAGAACUACACUGCCCUGAACCGGGAGAUUGGGACUCUGCUCCAGCAGGAGGGGCUAGAGGAAGCUGGCAGGAUCUUCUACUUCUCGGUGCCGCCCUUUGCCUACGCGGAGAUCGCCCGCCACAUCAAUGGUAGCUGCAGGCCGCGCCCUGGAGCCUGGCUGCGGGUGGUGCUGGAAAAGCCUUUUGGCCAUGACCUCAAGUCAGCCCAGCAGCUGGCCAUCGAGCUGAGGACUUUCUUCCGGGAAGAGGAGAUGUACCGGGUGGAUCACUACCUUGGCAAACAGGCUGUGGCCCACAUCCUGCCUUUCCGAGACCAGAACCGACAGCUUCUGGACCCAAUCUGGAACCGGCAUCAUGUGGAGAGAGUAGAGAUUGUCCUGAAGGAGACUCUGGAUGCUAAAGGCCGCACCAGCUUCUAUGAGCAGUACGGCGUCAUCCGUGACGUCCUCCAGAACCACCUCACCGAGGUCCUGCUGUAUCUCGCCAUGGAGCUACCGGCCAACAUCAGCAGCACCGAAGAGGUUCUCCGUCGCAAGCUGCAGACCUUCAAGUCGUUGCAGGGCCUGGAGAGCACCAGCGCGGUGCUGGGUCAGUACCAGACCUAUGCCAGCCAGGUGCGGGAGGAGCUGCAGAAGGCCCAGGACUACGUCAGCACGACGCCAACCUUUGCAGGUGUGUUGAUUGAGCUAGACAGCCUGCGCUGGGAGGGAGUCCCCUUCCUCCUCACCUCUGGCAAAGCUCUGGACGAGCGGGUAGGCUACGUCCGCGUCCUCUUCAAGAACCGGGCCUACUGCACCCAGCGCGAGAGCCUGAGGGAGAUGGGGAAGAGCCAGUGUGGAGCCAAGCAGAUCAUCUUCCACAUCGGGCACGGGGAGCUGAGCUGUCCUGCCGUGCUGAUCAGCCGGAACCUCUUUAAGCCCAUCAUGCCAGAAGGCAGCUGGAAGGAGAUGGUGGAUCACCAACAGCUGCACCUCUUUGGGCUCCCGCUGUCGGAUUAUUAUGUGUACAGCCCCGUGAAGGAGAGAGAGGCUUACUCCGUCCUCAUCUCCAGCAUCUUUCACGGCAGGAAGGACUCCUUCAUCACCACUGAGAACCUGCUGGCGUCUUGGGAGUUCUGGACCCCGCUGCUGGACAGCUUAACCCAGCAGGUCCCGCGCCUGUACCCGGGGGGCCUGGAGAACCAGCACCUCUUGGACUUUGAAAUGGUGGGCAGGGAGCUGUCCUUCACGCUGGAGGAGCCGGUGGAACUGCUGCACACCGAUAGGCGAACGCCAAGUGCCUACAGAACCAUCCAGGCCAAGUUUCGGCAAAGCCCCUUGGUUUCGGCUUGGCCAGAGGAGCUGAUCACCCAGUUGGCAUUGGACAUUGAGAGGGCGGCGGCCAAGGCUGUGACACGCUGCGGUGAGUUCCACCUGGCCCUGUCGGGCGGCUCGAGCCCCAUAGUCCUGUUCCAGCGGCUUGCGACACACCACUACAGCUUCCCAUGGAGACGCACCCACUUGUGGCUGGUGGACGAGCGCUGCGUGCCGCUUGCCGAUCCAGAGUCCAACUUUCGCAGCUUGCACGACCACCUCCUCCAACAUGUCCGGGUACCCUACCUCAACAUCCACCCCAUGCUGGUGCACCUGAACCGACGGCUGUGUGUGGAGGAGGACCAGGGGCCAGAACUGUACGCCAAGGAAAUUGCAGCGCUAGUGACCAACGCCAGCUUGGACUUUGUGCUGCUGGGGCUGGGCUCCGACGGGCACACGGCCUCGCUCUUCCCGCAUUCAUCCAGUGGCCUCGAAGGGGCCAAGACGGUGGUGCUGACGGAGAGCCCCGUCAAACCCCACCAGAGGAUGAGCCUCAGCCUGCCUCUCAUCAACAAAGCCAGGCAGGUGGCUGUGCUGGUGAUGGGGAAGAGGAAGCACGAAAUCACAACCCAGAUCAGUAGAGUGGGGCAGGAGCCCAGAAAGUGGCCUAUUUCAGGGGUCAACCCCAGCUCUGGCCAGCUGGUGUGGUACAUGGAUUAUGAUGCUUUGCUUGGAUGAUUUCUUGGUUUAUUCUCCCCUCACACCUGUCCCGUUGCCCCUUGGAGCCUGGAUUUUCCAACUCUGCACACAGGCUCCUGUGUUUACAAUAACAGCUCCUGCUCUGAACAGUUUCUCUAACUUUUGUGAAGAUCCGUUGGCUGUAACGACUCUGUCAUCUGAGUCUAGAAAGGGGGGCAGCUCAGUGCUUGGAGAUCAGCGUUGUAUUCCUGACUCUGCCCCUGACUGCUUCUGUGACCUUGGGCAGGUCACGUCGCUGCUCUGUGCCUCAGUUUCCCCCACACAACAUGGGGUUAAUAAUACCUACCUACCUCGCAGAAGCCAUCUGAGACAACUCUGAUUAAUUGCCUGCAGAGCUCUUCAGGAUUCUCAGAGGAGCAGAGCAGAGAGAAGCGGAGUGUUACUGACUGAUAAUGUUCACCUCAGAUUAGACGGGCUGACAGUCAUUUUCACGGUGGCCAGAGGCUCAGUUCCAGUUCCAUCCCAAUUGUGCUGUAGUCCUGUAUGUGCCAUCCUUUACUUCAGCAAAAUGCUGAGCAUUUUCCCACUCUCUUCUUUACGGAGCUCUCCUAGUCUAACGUGUUCUGGUGCAGUUCCUGUUUUAGAGCUCUCCCGUAUUGGCAGGUCUGAGGCCCUGCUUCAUUGUAAGGGCGACUGAUGUGUGGCCCUGGCCCUGAUUCAGCAAAGCCCCAAAGAAUUUGCUGAUCAAUGGGACUUAAGGGCAUGCUUUGCUGAACCAGGGUCUAGCCAUGUGUAACUGUAGUAUCCACCCUGAGGCAUGAGACUGUUAAUGCUGAGAAAGGGAUAGGGCUGUAGUCUAGAUCAGCCCCUUGGGGUGCUGGUGAGCAGUCACUAGCUCUUGCGAACUUGGCAAGGGGGGUGGCCGUGAUUGGGUGCAGUCAUUGGGCACUGGAGUUUUCUAGACCCUGCCUGCUUGCCUUAUGCCAUCCACGGGAUUCGUCUCAUAUUAACCUUUGUCAAUUGCAUUGGUCCUGUUAUUGAUUUCCUCCCUUCCCCUCCCGGCCCCCAAAAAAGAAAAAAAUCAGUCCCCUGCCCUACAGGGGUGUGUUUAUGCAGCCCUGGAAACUGCAGACACCCAGAGACUAUCCCUUGUGUGACCGACACCGCCUCCUCCCUGGCACUGAGCUGUGUGCUGAGUGCCGGUCUGAGGCUUUAGAAAUUGCCCUGGUGUACAGGUGUAGUCAUCAGUAGCAACUGCUGUUCUUCCUAAGUGGGGAGCCAGCACCACAGGGGGAUGCAAAAGGCAAGGGAUGUUUAGGCUGUCAGGAUUAUGGGGAUUGGGCUGAGAGCAUUGCAGCUCAGCGCCAGUUAUUCUGGAGAUGUCAUUUGUCUGCGGCAUGACGUUACCGCUGGAUGAAGCUUCCCUUGUCAGAGGAUCAGGGGUGGGGGGCAGAGUUAGCUGAAGAUGGAAUUGAGUUUCCUUAAAUAUCCUGAGGCGCGUUUGUGUUAUAGUUCCCGGGAAGAGCCCUCCUCCGCCCGCGUGGGCAAGUGUGGCAUUGUUCAGCAGCUUGUGACCUCUCCCCACGAGGCAGCUGUAUACAGUACUACUGUCUUCAGCAGUAAUGAUCCCGCCACCCCAGCACUCACAGCAAGGAUACUGCAGCGACUGGGGCUGUUACUCCCGAGCACUGGGGUGCUGUUGGGUAAGGGGAGGGAGUUUUUUGUCUCCUGGGUGUUUUCCAGCCAAUCCACAUGUUGCUGUCACCUUGUAGGGAGGACACAUCCUUUGAAAACAUUGGAGGGGAUCAGAAGAGCGUAGACCAACUGCACAAAAGUGGGGGGUGCAGUCCUAUUUAGUAAAGGGCAGAAGAAUCUUUAGAACCCUCUUUCCCCCACUGCCUAAAUUCCACCUUGCCCAUGUACAGAUUGUCCUUUAUAUAAGCCUUCGCCCCAUAUACUCUAGUGACGCUAUGGCCUGCUUUAGUGGGCUAUUUACUGUGGAGUGCAGGAGGAAGUUUCUUUUUUUAGAUAAGGAAACCCGGAUUCUGCCGACUACACUGGGAGAUGUUGAGCUGCUCUGUGAUCGGGCCGGGGGAGGGAAGGCGGCGGGGGGGCGGAGGUAAAUCCACCCAAGCAUUGCACGGCCAGGAGUACAAAACAGAGUCGUAGGAACCCAGAAUAGGGACAUUGUACCAGUUCCUGGCAAAUCCAGAUCUGCUGGUGUGUGAUCCGCACCUAGCAAUGCCACAUCCUUGACCGGCAGAACUGGAGAAGGGAAGUAAGUGACUGUUUUCAGAGGGAUUUUUAGGAGCCCCCUUUUGGGAAGGGUGAAUUGCUGGCUGCUGACUCUCUGAUGUUUGCAGCGAGUGAAAGAAUUAGUUGUCCAGUGGUCCAGUCUUGUCGGAAUCCAGGUGGAUGUUCUCAGUCAGUGACGGGUGCGACUGCAGUUCAGUGUAAAAGCUGGAGUCUGACACAAGGUGGCGCCAUGACCAAGCAAACCAAGUGGUGAUAAAUGGUGUGUGUUUUCCAAGCAUCACAGUGUUUGCCCUGAAACCACGGGAGGCUGCUCCCGUCAUGCUCCCGAGAGUCUCAGGAGCCAGCCCUCGUGACCGACACAGGUGUGAAAUGCUGGGGGUCUGGGAGGUGGAUAUUGGGACCAGAUUCUGCCUGACUUCCACCCCACUGAACUCCAUGGAGAUUGGUGGAAGAGGGCAGUCAGGGCACAGUCAGACAGCUAGCCAUGUUGAUGAUGCAUAAGAUGGGAAGGAAUUGGGUUCUCUCUCAUGGCUGAGGGGCUAGCAGGAGUAACAAAUUUGGAAAACCAUAUGGGUCAUUAAAAUCAGCAGCUAGGAUUCAGAGUAUAACAGGGCUGCAGGACAUUUCACCCUGUUUUUCAGAGUUGGACUUCACUGUAAGCUGAUUUGGAAUUCUGAGAAUAUAUAUUUGUUGCGGGUGUGGUGGGUGGGUUGUCAAGAUGUUUCAAAGAGGGAAGGCAUAUGGCUAACAAGACUAUCCAGUGUUAGCUGAAUUAAUACCAAAAAAGCCUUGGAAGGGAUGUAAAACCCCUCUUCUGCAGAGUCGAGCCAACCUCAGACUACUAGAGAUUGGGAUGAGAUGUAAUGUGGGGGGUCAGAUUAUCCCACAUUUGUGCAGGUCCCUUGCACCCUCCUCCAAAGCAUCGGAUGCUGGCCGUUGUCCGAGACGGGGGGGGGGACAUGGGUGUCAUUCAGUCUGGCAGUUCCUGUGCACCUGUGUUCCCACUCCUGGUCAUUCUGAAUGGCUUUUAUUGUAGCACGCAAUCCUCUUUUAAUGGUGUGGAUACAAAUAAAAUGGGGAAGCUCUUGAGAACCAAUCCCUUAUAUUCAGACCUAGGGCAGACUGAGAUAGAGCAGUAAGGUGGGGUGGGAGAUGUGUUCUGAUCUCAGUGAAAUUCAGAGCUGAAGCCUUUCCUCAGUUAGGGCUGCUUUGAUUUCUGCCAUGGAGGUCACUGCACCAGUGCAAGGAAAGACCAAGGUGCAGUGUGCACAGGUGCCUCUGACCAAGCUGGGAUAAAUUGCUCUGGUGCAAGGAGCUUUACUUGGCUACAUUAGGGAGGUUGCACUGGUGUAGCUACAUCAUUGGCUGAAAUCCCCAGAGGAGACAAAGGCUGUCUAGUCAGAGAUGACCGUGGGUUGGAAUUACCUCCUCUCUGGAUUAUUAUGGCAGGCGGGCCUACCUAUUGGCCUCAAAGCAAAGGGUAAGCGUAAAGCACUGUGUAAUGGGGAAACCUGUUGGCUGCUUUUAGGAGGGGCGAUAGGCCAGGCAUGCCUCCUGCAACUUUGGGGCUGUGGGUCGUCGGUGGAGGAAGCGGGGGGGCGGGGGGAGCUAGACACCCACUGUUGGGCCUGCUAUGCCAGGCCUUGCCUGGGUGGCCGCUGGGGGAUUUGGGGUGGUCCUGCAGGCCAGCGGCUGGGUGCAGGGGGUCUGAGCGCAGCAUUAGAAAAUGUUUGUGGUUUUCCUCGUCUCCAUUCUGUGUCUCAUAUCAUCAGCUACAUUGUUUUCUCCAGACAGAAAAUCCUCCAGCUUCUGAAAGCAUUAACACAGACUGCCUACUACCAUCAAAAUCCCCCUACAAUAGGACCUUGUCAUGUGAUGCUCCCUUAGCUACCCGCUGUGCCUCACUUCCUGGCCUGCUUCCUUGAUCCCUUAGUCCCAAACCAAACAGAGGAUACAGGUAUACUGCAUGUGGGGCUUUCCAUACAUCUGAGUUCCCCCCUUCCUGAUCCUCCCAUUACUGCCAGUUAUUGCAAUUGCCUGGUAACUACCCCCCCAGGCUCUCUUAAUCUCCUAAUAGAAAAGUGGUUAAUUGCUUCCAGCUGAGCCUGUGGCCUUUCCUUGUCUACAACAUUGUCAGUGCUCAGGGUGGUGCUGCUAGCCCAUUGUCACAGACCUAGAAAAACACAAUUCUGCCUGCUCUUGGCUGGCUUGGAGUGCCAGGUCACUAACAAACACUGCUAAUUCCAAAAUGUGCCCUGUGGCUGAAGCAGCUGUGUAAAGGAGGAGGUUUUAGGCCUUGGAUGGCUGAAAAUUCAAAGCUUCAUUUUUCUUUACUAAACAAUAUUAGCCGUGUUGCCUUCAGCUUCAUUCAAAUGGCGUGUGUGGUGUAACAGGUUUAAUGUUUAAAAAAAAAAAAAUUGGGGGGGGGGAACUCCAGGAGAAUAAACGUAAUGGCUAUCAGCAGAAUUUCUUUCCAGAUGAGAAGGGGUUGUGACAUUGCAGGAGUGGGUUGGGGUGGGGUGUUUCCUUGGUUCUUUUUUGAAUAAUCUGGCUGAAAUUUUCUAAAAUGACUAGUGGUUUUGAGGUGCUCCACUUGACACCUCAAAGAGGCAUGAUUUCUCAGAAGUUGGGUGCUCAGCUAUUUCUGAAAAUCAGGACCCCUUACGAUAUCUUAGGUUGGGCACCCCAAAAUUGUGAAUAAAACCUCAGGUUUCCCUUUAUAAAAUUCUAAUAGAAACUUUGUACAUAAGUGUAUCCUUAGUUAGUAAUUGUGCUUUGGAAUAUAUCUGUGUUUUAUUCUUCACUGAAGAUCUUUUGAUGUAUUUCUCAGAGCGAUAUCUUUUUCAGAAGCAUCUGUUUUAAACUCUUUAAUACUUUGUUCGUGUUUGCCAAAUGGAAAAUAACAGAGUGGGAAUAAAUAUUUUUAAACCUCCAAAGUUUACCAGCAAGAGAUUUGGGGAGCAGGAUGUGGGGGAGGGAACGUGAAACUCUAAAAUAAGUCUGACACUGAAAAAGACAGUGUGGUAAAGAUCUACUUCAUUCUAGACCAUGGAAUCAGAGCGCUAGUUACAUUUUGGGAAAGCUAUUAUUAGAAACAGUUGAUAGAUUUUUAUUUUGAGUGAAUAGUGAGCUAGGAAUGCUGUGUGCAGUUGUGUUGCUGAGAGAAUGUGUGUUAAACAUCCUUGUCAAGAGGAGCCCAUUGAGUGACUUUUUGCAGUCAUUUUAUCAUACCACCAAUUAUUUGUAUUGUCACGGCGCUUUUUUUAAAAGGAAGAACUAUUUCUUAACAGUGUUCAUGCAAAGCAAUGAUGUGACCGUUUAUACGUAUUUACAAAAAUCUAACACUGGAAACAGGCCAUUUUUCACAUGGUUUAACUUUUAUGAAUCAAGCUGUAAAGAGUUAUUUUCCUGCUAAUAAUGAACCAUAAAAUGUUUGGGAAUUGAUGGAAAUUUAUUUUUAAAAAACAAAUAUAUAUUUUUGAAUAAUAAAAUCUUUUUUUGGCCAAAA
Dermochelys coriacea (leatherback sea turtle) is the source of this 8342-nucleotide messenger RNA. It is a transcript of the gene H6PD, whose product is annotated as hexose-6-phosphate dehydrogenase/glucose 1-dehydrogenase. The record is from RefSeq and is a predicted model, not a curated record. Gene Ontology annotation, molecular function: 6-phosphogluconolactonase activity; NADP binding; glucose-6-phosphate dehydrogenase activity. The transcript has 6 exons. Gene Ontology annotation, biological process: pentose-phosphate shunt, oxidative branch; glucose metabolic process; pentose-phosphate shunt. The coding region runs from base 245 to 2617 and encodes 790 amino acids. Lineage: Eukaryota; Metazoa; Chordata; Testudines; Dermochelyidae. Gene Ontology annotation, cellular component: endoplasmic reticulum.